Molecule: messenger RNA, 6206 nt
Organism: Cyprinodon tularosa
Lineage: Eukaryota; Metazoa; Chordata; Actinopteri; Cyprinodontiformes; Cyprinodontidae
Gene: col14a1b
Product: collagen alpha-1(XIV) chain
Exons: 48
Coding region: 157-5769 (1870 amino acids)
Cellular component (GO): interstitial matrix
Molecular function (GO): protein binding
Source: RefSeq, a predicted model, not a curated record
UCCAGGUUGACAGCAGAGAGUUGUUGAAAGGACUGAAACGGAGAGUCGGUGUGGGACCAGCGAGCCUGUCACUGAGCUGUCCGACGGGAGGCGACUGAACCGGGAAACAUAUGAUCUGAGAAGGUGUUGUGUGUCCUCUGGUCAGCUGGAAUCAGGAUGCAGUUCUCAGUCAGACUGAGUUUCUUCCUGCUGGGCUUUGUUCUCAUCGCCGUGUUACCUGACACAGCAAAAGGCCAGGUCUCACCACCACGGAGAUUUCGUUUCAAAGUUUUGGGACAGAACAAGCUCGAGGUAUCAUGGAAAGAACCAAAAGGAAAUUUUGAAGGCUACAAGCUCCUUUACACCACACGUCCAGGUGAUCAACAGAAGGUGUUGGAAUUAGCAAAGCAGGAGACAAAGCUUGUCAUCAGAGAUUUUGACUCCUCAAAGGAGUACAACUUUAAGAUUGUCACUGUUAACAAGGGGAAGGAGAGUAAAGCUCUACAAGGAAACAUUAAAGCUCAGCGAUCAGGCUCUGAAACAGCUCAGACUCAAGGGGGGAAAAAAAGUGAUGUAACACGAGAAAACAACGAGAUCUCAGAAGCUGAAGAUGGAUUCACGUGCAAGACCCCUGCCAUUGCCGACAUCGUGAUUCUGGUGGACGGCUCCUGGAGUAUCGGUCGCAUUAACUUCAGGCUGGUUCGAGCCUUUCUGGAAAAGCUUGUUAAUGCGUUCUCUGUGGAAUUUGACAAGACAAGGAUUGGACUGGCUCAGUACAGUGGAGACCCCAGGAUCGAGUGGCAUCUGAAUGCUCACACUACCAAGGAGGCUGUAAUAGAGGCUGUGAAAAACCUGCCCUAUAAAGGAGGAAACACACUGACAGGUCUGGCUCUUACCUUUAUCUUGGAAAACAGUUUUAAAGCAGAAUCAGGCUCCCGGCCUGGUGUUCCAAAAAUAGGAAUCCUGAUCACUGAUGGGAAAUCCCAAGACGACGUUAUUCCUCCUGCGCAAAGCCUGAAGGAUGCUGGGAUAGAACUGUUUGCUAUCGGUGUGAAAAACGCAGAUGAAAACGAGCUGAAGGCCAUUGCCUCCCCUCCCGAGGAGACUCAUGUUUACAACGUGGCAGACUUCAGCGUGAUGAGUGACAUCGUGGAAGGUCUCACCACGACGGUUUGUGACCGCGUGGAUCAGCUCGACAAAAAAAUAAAAGGGGAAGGAGGCAAAGCUCCACCCGUUGCUGCCGUUGCGCCCCCUCGUGAUCUUGUGACAUCAGAGAUAACGGCUCGCAGUUUUCGAGUGACAUGGACUCAUGCACCGGGUCAAGUGGAGAAAUAUCGAGUGGUUUACUAUCCAGCCAGUGGAGGUCUGCCAGAAGAAAAGGUGGUCUCUGGGACAGAGAACAGCGUGGAGCUGACCUAUCUGAACUCCCUCACAGAGUACCAGGUGGCCGUUUUUGCCGUCUACCGCAGCACUGCCAGUGAGGCCCUGAGAGGAAGUGCCACAACAUUGGCGCUGCCCACAGUGAACGACCUGGAUUUGUUCGAUAUUACUCCCAGCACCAUGAGGGUUCGCUGGAAGAUCGCUGCUGGGGCCUCAGGUUACAUGAUCCUAUAUGCUCCCCUGACUGAGCAGGACGCUGCAGAUGAGAAGGAGGUUAAGGUGGACGCUUCUGUAAAUGAGGUGGAGCUGGAAGGGUUAACUCCAGCCACUGAAUACAUUGUGACAGUUUACGCCAUGUAUGGAGAGGAGGCAAGUGAUCCCAUGACCAGUCAGCAGACCACAUUACCACUGAUCCCGGCAAGGAAUCUUCGUUUUUCGGACGUGGACCACAGCUCUGCUCGCAUUACAUGGGAAUCCCCUUCCAGGUUGGUCCGAGGUUACCGCAUCAUGUACGUCAAGACCAGUGGAGUCCAAACUAAUGAGGUGGAUGUUGGUUCUGUGACGAGCUACUUGCUCCGAAACCUGACCUCCACGACUGAGUACACGGUCGGGGUUUUUGCAAUCUACAAAGAGGGCGAAGCUCCAGCUGUGACCGAAAGCUUCACCACACAGGUGGUCCCGGAUCCGCUGGAUCUGAAGAGCAGCGAUGUUUCCUCAGAUGGCUUCAGGGUAUAUUGGCAACACGCGGCCUCUGAUGUGGUGCUCUAUCGACUCAUCUGGACCCCAACCGAUGGGGGAGACAGUGAGGAGGUUAUGGUGAAUGGGAACACUAACACUUAUCUGAUUAAAGGACUAGAGCCUGCUUCAGAGUAUGAAGUCCUCCUGGCUGCUGUCUACGCCAAUGAGGUUGAAAGUGAUGAGGUGGUGCUGGUAGAAACCACUGCUAAGAGGACAACUACAGUUGCUACGACAACCACAACGACAUUAACUCCUCGUUAUGCGGUAAAGAAUCUGAGGAUCGAUGAAGAAACCACAUUUAGCAUGCGGGUGUCGUGGCAGGCUGUCGACUCCAGGAAUGUCCGUCAUUAUCGAUUGACCUACAUUAGUGCCAGGGGAGAUCGAGCAGAGGAGACGAGGACGGUGCCCUCGGGUCAAACCAGCCUGGUUCUGCAGCCUCUCCUUUCAGAUACAGAGUACAAAGUCACCAUCAUCCCUGUUUAUUCUGAUGGAGAUGGCCCACUAUCCUCCCAAAUGGGACGGACACUUCCUCUUUCUGCUCCUAAGAACCUGCGAGUCUCAGAAGAAUGGUACAACCGCUUCAGGAUCAGCUGGGACGUUCCACCUUCCCCCACUAUGGGGUACAGAGUCGUCUACCAGCCUCUUUCUGGCACUGGACAAGCUCUGGAGACCUUUGUGGGAGAGGAUGUAAACACCAUGCUUAUUCUCAACCUAUUGAGUGGGACAGAGUACAGUGUCAAGGUCAUAGCGUCCUACACCACAGGAUCCAGCGAGGCUCUCACAGGAAAGGCCCGGACCUUGUACCUGGGAGUGAACAAUCUGAGCACAUAUCAAGUGAGGAUGAGUAGUGUUUGUGCUCAGUGGGGGCCUCAUCGACAUGCCACUUCCUACAGACUAGUUAUUCAGUCUUUGACUGAAAGUCAGAAACAGGAGACGAAGCUCGGUGGAGGAGCCAGCAGACACUGCUUUAACAACCUGAAGCCCAACACUGAGUAUAAGAUCAGCGUCUACUCUCAGCUACAGGAUGGGACCGAAGGACCUGCAGUCACAGCAAAUGUGAAAACAUUACCGAUCCCAACAGCAGCACCAGUCAAGCCCCCAACCACCACCCCACCACCUACAAUUCCUGCUGCUAAGGAAGUUUGCAAGGCAGCCAAAGCAGACCUGGUCUUUUUAGUCGAUGGUUCCUGGAGUAUCGGCGAUGAGAACUUCCUGAAGAUCAUCCGUUUCCUGUACAGCACCGUUGGAGCUCUUGACCGCAUCGGCCCAGACGGCACACAGGUUGCUAUAGCCCAGUUCAGUGAUGACGCUCGGACUGAGUUCAAGUUGAACUCCUACAGUGACAAAGAGCGUCUGCUUGAUGCCAUCAACAGGAUCUCCUACAAAGGAGGAAACACUAAAACAGGUCGAGCCAUCCAGCAUGUGAAGGAAAACAUCUUCACUGCUGAGGGAGGAGUGAGAAGAGGGAUCCCCAACGUCCUUGUGGUUCUUACCGACGGUCGAUCACAGGAUGAUGUCAAUAAAGUUUCCAAAGAGAUGCAGAUGGCAGGUUACAUCGUAUUUGCUAUCGGCUUCGCUGACGCUGACUACGGAGAGCUGGUGAGCAUAGCCAGUAAACCGAGCGACAGGCACGUCUUCUUUGUCGACGACCUGGAUGCCUUUCAGAGGAUCGAGGAGAAGCUGGUGACCUUUGUCUGCGAGGCGGCCACCGCAACUUGUCCUUCAAUACCAAUGAGUGGCAGCACAAUGCCAGGUUUCCGUAUGAUGGAGCUGUUUGGACUGGUUGAAAACAAGUACAACAGCAUCUCUGGUGUUUCUAUGGUUCCUGGCACCUUCAAUGCAUUCCCCUGUUUCCAUCUGCACAGCAACGCUCUGAUGGAACAGCCAACCAGGUUUAUCCAUCCUGAGGGGCUUCCCUCUGACUACACCAUAACCCUGCUGUUUAGAGUUCUGCCCGAUACCCCAAAGGAGCCCUUUGCAAUCUGGGAGAUCUUAAAUAAGAACAACGAUCCGCAAACUGGGGUCAUCCUGGACAAUUCAGGGAAAACUCUGACAUUCUUCAACAAUGACUACAGAGGGGAAUUUCAGACUGUUACAUUUGAAGGUCCAGAGAUCCAGAAACUCUUCUUCGGGAGCUUCCACAAGCUGCACAUUGCAAUCAGCAAGACGAGCGCCAAGGUGUUCAUCGACUGCAAAAUGGUGACAGAGAAGUCGAUCAACGCUGCAGGAAACAUCAGCACAGAUGGGAUGGAAGUUCUGGGCAGGAUGGUUGGCUCUCGACAGAACCAGGACAACUCUGCACCGUUCCAGCUCCAGAACUUUGACAUUAUUUGCAGCACAUCAUGGGCCUCCAGAGACAAGUGCUGCGAACUUCCUGGUCUGAGGAAGGAAGCAGACUGCCCGGCCUUGCCCAAAGCCUGCACCUGCACACAAGAUAGCAAAGGUCUACCUGGUCCUCCCGGAGUACCAGGGGGGGCUGGGAUCAGAGGGGCCAGAGGGGAUCGAGGAGAGCCAGGCCCGGUGGGGCCUGCAGGUCCUGUUGGAGAUGUAGGUGUACCCGGACCUCAAGGACCCCCUGGACCUCAAGGACCAAGCGGUCGCUCCAUCAUCGGACCCCCAGGAUCCCCAGGAGAGCGAGGGCAGAAAGGAGAAGCAGGUCAACAAGGACAACAGGGAGUUCCUGGAAGACCUGGAGCUGUUGGAAGAGAAGGACCUCCAGGACCCAGAGGACUUCCAGGCAAAGACGGCCCACAGGGCAGACAAGGACCCCCAGGAAACAUGGGGACUCCAGGAGCUCCGGGAGCCCCUGGAAACACAGGCGCCCAAGGAAAACCGGGAACGCUGGGACCACCGGGUCCUCCAGGAAGCAAGGGAGAGAAAGGUGAACGGGGUGACCUCCAAUCAACAGCGUCGGUUCAGGACAUCGCCAGACAAGUCUGUGAGCAGCUGAUCCAAAGUCAUAUGUCUCGUUACAACUCUAUCCUGAACCAAGCUCCCAGCCAGCCCGUGUCCAUCCGCACAGUCCCUGGACCUCCAGGGGAACCGGGUCGGGUAGGUCCGCCAGGGCCUCCAGGAGAACAGGGACCAGCAGGAAGACCGGGCUUUCCUGGACAGAAUGGCCAGAAUGGAAACCCGGGAGAAAGAGGGCAACCAGGAGAAAAGGGGGAGAAGGGAUCUCCAGGGGUUGGUGUGCAAGGCCCCAGAGGACCUCCAGGACCUCCUGGACCCCAAGGUCAGGGCCGAACUGGCAACCAGGGUGCAACAGGGCGCCCUGGGAAUCCUGGAGCUCCUGGUCGGUCUGGAGUUCCUGGACCAGUUGGGCCUCCAGGGCCCCCAGGAUACUGUGACCCCAACUCUUGCGUGGGCUACAAUGUUGGAGAAGGUGAAGAAACCACUGACAUCCGCGGUAUCCCCUCAGUCCAACUCCCAUCUAGCGUCUUCCAAAACUACGGAGAGGUGGAAGAGGACGACCCGUACCGCUACUACCAGCCCAACUACCCCGCUCCCCAACCCGUGGCUCCCGAUGACCCCGCUCUGGCGUUCGAAGAUGCCGAGCCCAGUUCCCCCGACGUGUACCGUAGCACACGGAGCAUAAAGGUGGAAAAGGAGCAAGAUGGAUCCAAGAGAAGAAUAAAGAGAGGAAUGAAGAAUCUUCCUGGACUAACUAACUGAGGAGACAGAGGGCCGCCUGCUGUUUGUGAUUGGAAGGCUCUGAGCCAUUAUGAACUAAUCAACAAGUGCCUGAUGCAGGGGUUUCUAACUGACAUUAGAGAUGGAGCGGGAGGAGGGUGAGGUUAGGAAAAUAUAACUCAUCUAUGCUAUUGAAUUAACGUCAAGGAAACUGAGUUAUUUUGUUUUAUUCAUUUUGUGGAGGUCAGGAAAAGUGCUCAGAACGGUACUGAACUUUAGAUCUUAAUAUACCAAACUUUGUCAGUAUUCAAUUCAAUGAUUUGUUUUCUGGUUAUUAGUUGUUGUUUUUUUCCACCUGGUUGUUUAAGUGCCUCCUAGUGUUUUUUCUAGUACCUUGAUGGUAACGUAUCUUGUCUUUGAAGGUCUGUUUUGAUGCCAGGGGAAGUUUUGCUUCAGCCUCUCAUUUUUACCUUGGACCA